AGCGUGUUUUGUUUCUGAAGCAUUCAUAUACUUGUGAUAAACCCUGACCGCAGCUAGACAGAGAAGCUGACCUAGUCUUCUUGUUUCAAUCCUAAAUACAUCUGUAGCCAAUAAUCAUGCCCGGAAACGCGUUUGUCUAUGGGACCCUUAUGGCCGAUGAGGUCGUCAAGGUACUCAUCAAGCGCGUCCCAACCUCGAAACCCGCCGCAUUGAAGGGAUACACUCGCUAUAAAGUGAAAGGUCAAGUAUUUCCUGCAAUUGUGCCAUCAACGGCAGAGUCAAAGGUAGAAGGCAAGGUUCUUCUGGAUCUCUCCGACAAGGAGCUUGAAGUCCUAGAUGUCUAUGAGAGUGAGGAGUAUUACAGAGCGACAGUGAUGCCAGUCCUUGAGGAUGGGUCUGAAAUCAAGGCGGACGUCUACGUCUGGAAGGACCAAUACAGGCAACUACUUCUCGCCGAGGAUUGGUCGUUUGAGCAGUUCAUGCGCGAGCACCACGAGAGAUACCUGGACAUGACUCGGAAGUUUGCUGAGGAAGAGCUUCAGAACUGAACCCGGAAGGCGCACACCCCGAGGGCGACUUGAAGUAAAUCUUUUCCCGGCAGAACAAGAUUUUUGAAGCGAUGGUUUUCUUCAUGUAUCAUCACCGCUAUAUAAACGGCAAUGCCGUCUGAGUUCUUCACCGGUCGUGAUAAAGGUCGUACCGAAGUGUGCUGUACAGCUACCGCUCCGAAGCAAGUUUUGUUUAAGAGCGUGCAUGAGGAUUGCUGCGCUUCAGAGGAGGAUGAAUAGCAUCUGACACACGAACUAACUAGCACUGGUCGAAAUCAUCCUGAUGUUGACCUUCGUCCUGAUUUUGUAAUUUUAUAGUCUUACGUGCUCUGGUUUUGAGCCUAUUGUAAUAUUUUAUUAAGUC
Volvox carteri f. nagariensis is the source of this 912-nucleotide messenger RNA. RefSeq lists its product as uncharacterized. The transcript is spliced from 6 exons. The record is from RefSeq and is a predicted model, not a curated record. Bases 117 to 548 code for a protein of 143 amino acids. NCBI's taxonomy places the organism in Eukaryota, Viridiplantae, Chlorophyta, Chlorophyceae, Chlamydomonadales, Volvocaceae.